Choloepus didactylus (southern two-toed sloth) is the source of this 936-nucleotide messenger RNA. Its product is annotated as olfactory receptor 14K1-like. The record is from RefSeq and is a predicted model, not a curated record. Lineage: Eukaryota; Metazoa; Chordata; Mammalia; Pilosa; Megalonychidae. Gene Ontology annotation, biological process: G protein-coupled receptor signaling pathway. Gene Ontology annotation, molecular function: olfactory receptor activity; G protein-coupled receptor activity. Gene Ontology annotation, cellular component: membrane.
AUGACCAACAACACAGAGGAGACUGAAUUCUUCCUCCUGGGAUUCUCUGACACCAGGGAACUUCAGGUCCUGCAUGCAUUUCUGUUUCUGUUGACUUAUUUGGUUGCUCUCAUGGGGAAUCUUCUCAUUAUCACCCUCAUCACCCUGGACCAGUGUCUUCACACCCCCAUGUACUUCUUCCUGAAGAACUUGUCUCUUGUUGAUCUUUGUUUCAUUUCAACCAUAGUACCCAAAUCCAUUCUCAACUCUCUUUCCAACAAGAGCACCAUUUCUCUCCAGGGCUGUGUCUUACAGGUCUUGCUGGUGAUUCACUUUGCUGGGACUGAGGUGUUCAUCCUCACAGCCAUGUCCUAUGACUGCUAUGUGGCCAUUUGCCACCCACUGCACCAUGACACUAUCAUGAGCAGGGGGUUCUGUGUGAGGAUGGCAGCUGCCUCCUGGCUUUGGAGGAGUCUUUUUGGUACUUUGUACUCUGCUGGCACAGUUUCUCUAUCUUUCUGUGGCUCCAGGAAAGUCCCUCAGUUUUUCUGUGAUGUCCCUUCAUUAUUAAAGAUUUCUUGCUCUAAGGCACAUAUGACAAUUGAUAUAAGUGUGGCAAUUGGAAUGUUUUAUUUUUUUGUUUGUUUACUUGCCAUUGUUUACUCAUAUGUCUGUAUUUUCAGUACAGUACUGAGCAUCCCAUCUGUGCAAGGCCGAUCAAAAGCUUUCUCCACCUGCUUGCCCCAUCUUAUAGUUGUGACCACAUUUCUCCUGACAAGAGCCAUUGCCUACCCGAAGCCAGCGUCAGAGUCCCCCACCUUCCUGGACUUGCUGGUGUCUGUGCUGUAUUCAGUGGUGCCCCCCACUCUAAACCCCAUUGUUUACAGCCUAAGGAACAAGGAAAUCAGGGCAGCUCUGAGAAAGAUCCUAUGGAAACUUUGUGGCAAUAAGAAGUAA